UUCCCGUUUCAUUCCCGCGUGUUUUCAAAUCGCUACUCGCUACUUCCAUUCCUUCUUCCUUCUUCUCAAAUCCAAUCCCACUUUCUCUCUCUCAUAACUAACCGUUUAUACACAUUCUCACAACAACGAACUUCCAACACACAGAUCUGAAAUGAAAAUGAAGAUCAACAAAGCCGCCGAUCUCUCCUCCAUCUCCGUCUUCCCUCCUCCUCACAUUUUUUCAAGGAGGCCGAAUAAUGUAUCGAAUGGAUUGCAAGCGUCGCAGCAUCGAUCGCAACCGUCUCAGCAGUCGUUUUCUCAGGGAAUAUCUUCUCAGCAAGGGAUUUUGUCGCAUUUCUCGCAAAGCUCUCUCGAUGAAGCUAUCACAGCAAAUGAUCAGAGAGCUGGUUCUCAAUCUCAAGAACAUGAGAACUCUUCAAGGAGGUUUUCUAGUUUGCCUCGACUUGCUUUUCCAAAGGACGAGAGUCAACCGCACAACUCAAGAUCUUCAUCCAAUCUCCUGGUCAAAUGGAACUCUGUAGAUAAUAAAAAUCAGUUAAGUGAAGGACUCGAAAACCGAAUUGGCAUUAUGGAAACCUCAUUGAGCAGGUUUGCAAUGAUCAUGGAUUCUGUUCAAAGUGAUGUAAUGCAAGUAAACAAAGGAACAAAGGAAAUUAAUUUGGAGAUGGAGUGCAUAAGACAGAAACUGAUUGCUCAGGAUAACUCGCUUCAGUUAAUGAUGAAAGGACAAGAAGAGCUUAAAGCAAGCAUUAAUGAGAGCUUGAAAUCUUUAUCUGAACAAAUGAGCCGUGUUACAAACAUAGAGAAGUUACAGGAAGUAUUUACAUUGGUUUCAACCAUGCCUCAGCUAAUUGAAGGCUCUCUGAGAAAUUUGCAAAAUGAUCUCCAGAACACCAACAAGGAAAUGCAGGAAAUCUCUCGCAGUUUAAAACAUACUAACCAAAAGGAUCUGGCACUGUCUAUUCUGUCUCCAAAGUGUGUUAGCAAACAAUUCAUCACACCAAAAGUGCAUCAGCGUCCGGCUAAUGAAACAAAGAUGAACACUCCAGCUAUUGCAGCUUCAAAAGUAGACACCGGAGGCUGGAUGCCAGUAAAAAGAGAGAGAGUCACUUUUUCAGAUAGAAUAACUGAGAAGGUGCAAAAGCAAAUUCAACCACACACGGAGAAGAUAAGGGGAGCAAGAGACUGCGCAAUUGUCAUUGAAUCUGACGAGGAGACUGAUGGAAAAUUUUCCUGCGUGGUUGGAGUAAACGCAGACUUGUUCGGAAAUCUGAGCAAGGAAGAAGAGGAAGAAGCCGAGCGUAUUUUGAGGAAUGCGAGGAGGCGCAAGAGAAAGCGUAAUUCUAUGAUAACCAUCUUUUGAAGGUAACACUUCAAAUUCCGAUUUCCUUGCACCAUACUUUUUCUCAAGCUUAUAAAUAUUUGAUGCAUUCCUCUUGUUCGAUCAUUGAUGCAUCUUCCGCCAUUGAUCAGCUUCAUCGUCUUGUCGGAGCCUCUAAUGCACGCAAAUCAUUGCGCCCAGCUGCCUGCGACUUAUUUCCAUCUUCCCUUUAAAAGCUUUCAGCUGUAUUCCUAAGUUUAUCAGUUAUCUGAUAAUAUUUACCCCCAACACUCCCUGAACUCCAAAUCCAUACACAGUUCAAAGCAAACAGAUAAAAAAAUCAAAGUAUAUUUUAUUUUAUUUUUUCAGCUGCAAGUAUAUGUGUAAGUGUAAGCUUAGCAGCUUUUGGUUUAUGGAAAAUCUUUUUACCCAGUAAUACUCUAGCAUCAACCGCUUUUUAACUUUUUUUUUUUAAGAUUAUAGGAGAAACCGCUUAGUGACUUUGUUUGCAGUUCCUCUCAUUUCUUUCAAUUCCAUUGCCUCUAAAAUAUAAGGGAUUGGGAUCGUAUGAACAGUU
Molecule: messenger RNA, 1898 nt
Organism: Vicia villosa (hairy vetch)
Lineage: Eukaryota; Viridiplantae; Streptophyta; Magnoliopsida; Fabales; Fabaceae
Product: putative recombination initiation defects 3
Exons: 11
Coding region: 152-1363 (403 amino acids)
Biological process (GO): embryo sac development; meiotic DNA double-strand break formation; microsporogenesis
Cellular component (GO): nucleus
Source: RefSeq, a predicted model, not a curated record